Alternaria atra is the source of this 1008-nucleotide messenger RNA. RefSeq lists its product as uncharacterized. The transcript has a single exon. Bases 1 to 1008 code for a protein of 335 amino acids. Lineage: Eukaryota; Fungi; Ascomycota; Dothideomycetes; Pleosporales; Pleosporaceae. The record is from RefSeq and is a predicted model, not a curated record.
AUGCAUCCGCAUGCACCAAAAGAUCCCAUGUCACAAGAGCCAUUGCCAGAUUUCUGGGUAGCGCCCGGCGAGAUCUCCGCUUUCUUCGACUCUCCUUCCGCUUCGAUGUAUCGAAGCCCUGCGUCAGGCGAAGAUAUCCUCUCUUUAACGGAUCAGUCGGGCAGCCCAUCACAGCUUCAGGGGCUGCUCAGUGCAGAUGAUCAGUUUGACGCGACGCUUCAUAUGGGCGCGCAUUCUAGCACUUCUCUCGAUAUGCAUAUCGAUCCGCUCUUUGAUUAUGAGGAAGGUCUUCUGCCCCCGAAUCCCCCACCACAAUGCUUCAGUGCGGCAAGCUCUUUGGUGAGAUUGCGAGAAGAGAUAGACUGUCGCAUUGCGACGGUCGACGCAUACUAUUCUGAUUCCUCCAAAGUCAUACAGGGCUGCAAAGACGGGGGCGCCGGCCGAGAUGUUGAGAACCCGGCAGCGUUACUUCUUACAUGCAGCAAAGAUUUCACCGACAUCAUCCAGAGCUUCACGCCGGCGGCUCAGUUGCAUACGCAGACUGAGGAUGUGCUUAGCACAGAGACCGUGCUCUUGGUUCUGUCUAGCUAUCUUGCGUUGAUGAGGCUUUUCGACACCCUAUUCUACCGAAUUCACAAAUUCCUUUCACAGGUGCCGCUGGAAUCGUACGAUGCCAUCAAGGUCAAAUCAGUACUCCGAAUCGGCGGUAUCUCUUCACUUCAAGACAUGCCGUUGAAAGCGUAUGCUUUAGGCAUUCUCGAUGCCAUUCAGAGUCAGAUGCAAACUCUAGAGCGUUGUAUGGGAAUCCCAGCCGAAUACUGUCUCUCAGGCGAGGCGGCAGCCCCACACAACGCGGUAGCCCCUGGGAUAUUCUCCCAUGGACAGCGAGCAGAGUUAUUUUGGGCCGUCAUGGCCCAGGAGGACGUCAAGUCGCUGCGGGGUAGCAAGUCGUACGUAGAUUCGAUACGAACCAGUAUCAAGGAGUCGAUGGCAUUUGUUCAUGACUAG